CGUUCGCUGGGUGCCGCCGCCGCCGAGGGCCCGCUUCCCCCGCAGCGCCACGGCCUGCCCUCGUCGCUGAGCCCCGGCAGCCCUCCGCGUCGUCCCGGACAUGUCGCCCACCGUCUCCCACAAGGACAACAGUCGGCAGCGGCGGCCGGGGGCUUUCAACCACUCUCCGGACAUGAAGAGCGGCCCCCUGCCUCCGGGCGGCUGGGAGGACCGUCCCCAGGAGGCGGCGGGCGGCGAGGGCGACAAGGAAGCCCUGCUGGUGCGGGACGCCGGCCCCGGCGAGCUCCCCAGGCCGCCGCGCGGCUGCCGCGCCGAGCUGAGCAGCAUCCUGCUGCUGCUCUUCCUGUACGUGCUGCAGGGCAUCCCGCUCGGCCUGGCGGGGAGCAUCCCGCUCAUCCUGCAGAGCAAAAACGUGAGCUACACCGACCAGGCUUUCUUCAGUCUGGUCUUCUGGCCCUUCAGCCUCAAGCUGCUCUGGGCCCCGCUGGUGGACGCCGUGUACCUGAGGAGCUUCGGUCGUCGCAAGUCGUGGCUCGUGCCCACGCAGUACACGCUGGGGCUGUUCAUGAUCUACCUGUCCGGCCAGGUGGAGCGCCUGCUGGGGGGCGCGGGCGGCCGGGGCCCCGACGUGACCGCCCUCACCGUGACCUUCUUCCUGUUCGAGUUCCUGGCGGCCACGCAGGACAUCGCGGUGGACGGCUGGGCGCUGACCAUGCUGUCGCGCGAAAACGUGGGUUACGCCUCCACGUGCAACUCGGUGGGCCAGACAGCGGGCUACUUCCUGGGCAACGUGUUGUUCCUGGCCCUGGAAUCCGCCGACUUCUGUAACAAGUACCUGCGGUUCGAGCCUCAGCCCAGGGGAAUCGUUACUCUCUCGGAUUUCCUUUUUUUCUGGGGAGCUGUAUUUUUGAUAACAACAACUCUAGUUGCCCUUCUGAAAAAAGAAAACAAAGAAGUAUCAGUAGGAAAAGAAGAAACCCAAGGGAUCACAGACACUUACAAGUUGCUUUUUGCAAUUAUAAAAAUGCCAGCAGUUCUGACAUUUUGCCUUCUGAUUCUAACUGCAAAGAUUGGUUUUUCAGCAGCAGAUGCAGUAACAGGACUGAAAUUGGUAGAAGAGGGAGUACCCAAAGAACAUUUAGCCUUACUGGCAGUUCCAAUGGUUCCUUUGCAGAUAAUAUUGCCUUUGAUUAUCAGCAAGUACACUGCAGGUCCCCAGCCACUAAACAUAUUUUACAAAGCCAUGCCCUACAGAUUAUUGUUUGGAUUAGAAUAUGCUCUACUAGUUUGGUGGACUCCCAGAGUAGAACAUCAAGGAGGAUUCCCUAUAUAUUACUACAUUAUAGUGCUGCUGAGUUAUGCGUUACAUCAGGUUACAUUGUACAGCAUGUAUGUUUCCAUAAUGGCUUUCAAUGCGAAAGUUAGUGAUCCGCUUAUUGGAGGAACAUAUAUGACCCUUUUAAAUACUGUGUCCAAUCUGGGAGGAAACUGGCCUUCUACAGUAGCUCUUUGGCUAGUAGAUCCCCUCACAGUGAAAGAGUGUGUAGGAGCAUCAAACCAGAAUUGUCGAACACCUGAUGCUGUUGAGCUUUGCAAAAAACUUGGUGGCUCAUGUGUUACAGCGCUGGAUGGUUAUUAUGUAGAAUCCAUUAUUUGUGUUUUUAUUGGAUUUGCUUGGUGGUUCGUUCUUGGUCCAAAAUUGAAAAAAUUACAGGAUAAAGGACCAUCUUCUUGGAAGUGCAAAAGAAGCAACUAAUGUAUUCACUACUGGACAUUCUAGGAAGGUAAACUAGUUUCAUUUAAUUCAGACAGCUAUGAUAAUCAGUGCACGAGAGUAUAAAAUACUAUUUUAAACAAGGAAAUUGUUAAUAUAAAAUGCCAAAUGAUUAAAAAAUAGAGACCUCUCUGUAUAGUUAAUUAUAUUUUCCUUGCCUUGUCGAUGUAUUUGAAGUUUACUUAAGGUCAGGAAACUGAUUCUUAAACAAGUUUUCUGGCCUUAUUAUUUGAUUUAUAUCUUUUUAAUUUACUGACCAAAGUAUAUUUUAACUUUCAGUGCAGUAGUCAUGGGUGGUAACCAUGCAGUCAAGUAUUGUUAUCAGUACUAUCAUUGAGCUGUAUUUAAAAUUUUGGUACAAUAUAUUAAAUGGAACAGAGGUUAAUAUUCAGGUACUAAUUACAACUAGUCUGGCCUUGUUGGCAGUUAAAUCUUAUUUUGAAUUGCAAAUUGGUUAAAUUCUAUGUGGAAUUUGCUGAGAAGAGAAUGCAGACUACUGAAAUGCCAUUUUAGUUGUUUUCUGACCAUAACCACAAUGUACUAAUGAAUCUGUGUUAAAAAGACUAUUUUAGAUGUAUUUCCUGCUUUUGUAAGCGUUAAAGAUUUAUAAGAAGAUUAUUCAAACUAUUUUUUAUAAAAUGAAAGCUAUGAUUUUUAAUUUAACGGUUCCCCUGCCCCCCUUUUUUGGAAGAUACUCUGAUUCCUUGUUAACUUUUACCCUAAAGCUUACAUAUGUUUUUUCUCAUAUGUGCUUCAUGACAUUACAGGCAGCUCAUGAAGGGAUCUAAUUUAAUUUAGUGUUGUAUGUACGUUCAUGGCAAAGUUUUGAAAAUAAAAAAUGUUUUUCUUCAAGCAGCUUUUUUUAUUACUGGAAGAAAAAAAAACAAUAGAGCUUAACGAUUAAAUAAAAUUUAAAUGAGUAAUACCAUAAUCUCACAGACUAAUGCUUAGAGAGAGACAAAGACAUUUGUGCCUUUGACAGGUUAAAUCACGUUGUGGAAGGAUAUUUCUUAAUUAAGCACUUUACUAGUGAGAAGAAUCUCACGAUUACUUUCUAUGAAAUUGGGUACUAUAUUUCCACUUAUUAAAACACAACCUUCUGUUUAUAAUGUUUGGUGAAGGAUUCGUAUCCCAGGAAAAUUAAGCUUUUGAAUACAUUAACAAUUCCCAACAUAUUCUGUACACCCAGUACAUAUUUAACAUUUUGUGAUGUAUGUUACUCUGACUUAAGAGAUUAUGUAAAUCCUUCCAAAAUUAUGGAAAAAGAAAGAUUAAGUUGAGUCUUACUUGAUUUUAUCCUUGUGGGAAAACACACUAAUUUUUUAUUUUGUUAAUUUUAUAACAUAGGUUGAAUUUUAGAGUGGGUUUUUUUAAUAAGUAAUGAAGGAUAAAAUGGGUGGGAGAAAAUGGCACUCCGCAUCUGAAGAUAGAGGCAGUUCUCUAGAACUCAUGCAUUGCCAUUGGAAAGCCUGUGUUGGGCAUUGAUGUCAUCCUGAAGAAUCACCUGGAAAAUCAUCCUAGACACGAGGAAGCUAUACCAAACCGUAGUCCACCAGACUUUAUUACAUGGGUUGUCCAUUAUCUUGUAUUAUAAUCAAAAUGUUUACUUGAAUAAAGAACCUACUUACUCUCAUA
This is a messenger RNA of Canis lupus familiaris (dog), 3409 nucleotides long. RefSeq names its product solute carrier family 33 member 1 (gene SLC33A1). Gene Ontology annotation, cellular component: membrane. Gene Ontology annotation, molecular function: acetyl-CoA transmembrane transporter activity. The transcript is spliced from 6 exons. The coding region runs from base 101 to 1756 and encodes 551 amino acids. The record is from RefSeq and is a predicted model, not a curated record. NCBI's taxonomy places the organism in Eukaryota, Metazoa, Chordata, Mammalia, Carnivora, Canidae.